Messenger RNA from Girardinichthys multiradiatus, 2424 nucleotides. RefSeq names its product melanocyte inducing transcription factor a (gene mitfa). Bases 546 to 1754 code for a protein of 402 amino acids. The record is from RefSeq and is a predicted model, not a curated record. Gene Ontology annotation, molecular function: protein dimerization activity; DNA-binding transcription factor activity, RNA polymerase II-specific; RNA polymerase II cis-regulatory region sequence-specific DNA binding. Gene Ontology annotation, cellular component: nucleus. Gene Ontology annotation, biological process: melanocyte differentiation; regulation of transcription by RNA polymerase II. The transcript has 9 exons. NCBI's taxonomy places the organism in Eukaryota, Metazoa, Chordata, Actinopteri, Cyprinodontiformes, Goodeidae.
AGUUACAUAUUUUAGCAGCGAUGUAAUAAAAUGCUGUUGAUACUAUUUAUUUUCCUUUGACUAAAAUUCCCCAGGCUAAUCCUGACUACAUUCCAAAUCCGUAAGGUAUUGAAUGCAUGUUUCACUCUUAUUCUAAAUACAAUAACAUAUUCUUAGUAAAAGAAUUUCUGGUUUUCCUUCAUUCAAUCAUCACAUUGUACUCCACUACAAUACUUCACGUUGCGCUUAGACUCAGGGUGGCUCAAAAAAAUGGCAGCAGCUACUUUAGCCUGGCAUGUUUAACUCCUCCUUCUGCAUGCAUCCUUGGGUGGGCUGGGGUCUUCAGUUCUCACCCAGACCUGCAUGGCUUCUACAAACACUCUCAAAGAAACCCUCCUUCCACAUCCGAGACUCCACUGGUCCGGAUCAGAGAGAGACUGACGCUUACCAAUCACCUGGGUCAAGAGAGUGGGGAUUUCUGUGAGUGGUGAAGCAGCGACCCUCUGCUUCCCAACGCCCACCACACCUUCACUGUUCCUGUCACACCUGCAGUCUGUCGGAGCCAGAUGUUCAUGGAAGUGCUGAAGGUGCAGUCCCACCUGGAAAGUCCGACCAAAUACCACAUCCAGCCAGCUCAGAGGCAGCAGGUGAGGCAGUAUCUGUCCUCCAGUCUAUGUGGGAAAGCUGGCAACCAGUGUCCAAGCCAGCCCACUGAGCACAGCAUGCCACCCGGGCCCGCAGGCAGCGCACCCAACAGUCCAAUGGCCUUGCUCAACCUCGGCACCAACUGUGAAAAAGAAAUGGACGAUGUCAUUGAUGAUAUUAUUAGCUUGGAGUCGAGUUACAACGAUGAUGUUCUUGGACUGAUGGACCCAGCUUUUCAAAUCAACAACCCGCUCCCUGUGUCGGGUAAUUUACUGGAUGUGUACAACAAUCAGGGGCUUCCUCUCCCUGGCAUUCCAAUCGGCAACUCGUGUGCACCCAACAUCAAAAGGGAAUUCACAGCUCCUGGCAUGAAGCAAGUACUGGACAAGCCGGGAUCCUGUGGCCAGUUUGAAAGCUAUCAAAGGCCAGACGGCUUUCCAGUAGAAGCUGAAGUUCGUGCUCUUGCUAAAGAGAGACAAAAGAAGGACAAUCACAACCUUAUUGAGCGAAGACGAAGGUUCAACAUCAAUGAUCGCAUAAAAGAGCUGGGAACCUUAAUACCCAAGUCAAAUGAUCCAGACAUGCGCUGGAAUAAGGGCACCAUUCUGAAAGCCUCUGUGGACUACAUCAGGAAGUUACAGCGGGAGCAGGAGAGAGCCAAGGAGCUCGAGUGCAGACAGAGAAAACUGGAGCACGCCAACCGCCAUCUGAUGCUUCGUAUACAGGAGUUGGAGAUCCAAGCCCGGGCUCAUGGUCUCACAGUCGUAUCAUCCCCAUCGGUCUGCACUUCAGAGCUGAUGGCUCGAGCCAUCAAGCAAGAACCCAUUCUCGGGGACUGUCCAUCUGAGCUCUACCAGCACAGCUGCACCCCUGACAUGUCUCCUCCAACCACGCUGGACCUCAACAAUGGCACCAUCACCUUUGACCACAUCCCUGCAGACGCUGGGGACUCCAGCCCCAACAGAAACUCCAGGACCUGUAAAUUGAAGGAGCUGGUUAGGGAUAACAGCCUGGGGCCAAUUUCCCCAAGCGACCCCCUGCUGUCCUCGAUGUCCCCAGAUGUUUCUAACAGUGUCAGCAGCCGCCACAGUUCCAGCUCUAGCAUGGAGGAGAAAGAUCAUGGAUGUUAGCCAAACGCCAUGACUGGCUUAGAGGAUGAAGGAACUCAGAGGUUAUUAGCAUGAAACUUUUUUUUUCCAUUUAUUGCUGUUAAUUAUUACUGUGAGCCAAGACUCUUUAGAUGCUAUCUCUAUGUUCUUUACAUAGUCAUUUUAUGUUCAUGGACGCUCAGAAAUACUUGACAAACAUAUAACAUAAAACCGGCAUACUUUAAAAACUUCAAAGUGUCUAUUCUGUUUAAUAUUUAAUAUUAUGUAUUUUACUGUUUAUGAAAAAAUAUAAACCAUGCAGUAUACAAAAAUGUGCAUAAUAAAAGUACCAUGUUGUUGAAAUUGCAUUAUAAGGCAAAUACAUUUUAUCAGUUUGAAACUGUAGAGCAUGUCAUUAAUUACCACACAUUCAAGAAAGGAAUAGCUAAUCAAAUCAAACAGAGAGCUUACUAAGAGGUUUAUAUAGAAUAUUUAUUUAUUGUUACUUUUUUUGUGUCUUCCCACAUAUCUCUUUCUGUUUUAGGUCCAUCAGUAUGUGCACAAUCAUUUUUCAAAAUUUGGUCAUGUUUACAGAUUUAAAGCAAAUUGUGCAAUUGCAUCUGAUCAUUAUGCAUUCAUAAACAAUUAUAAACAAAUCUGUAUAAACAACCAUAAUAAAUUAAAUCUCUAUGAUAAAGGCUUUUUCCAUAAA